AUGGCGUCCCCCAUGAUCGCCAGCAGCAGCGGGCGAGCCCCGGGCGGCGCCUCCGCGGCGCCGCCGCCCUCCUUCCCCCCCUGCCUGCCCGGCCGAGCCAUCGAGACGAGCGCGGCCAGGCACGCCGUCGGCAAGCGGCGGGAGCCCAGGAGAUCGGUGGAGGUCAGGGGCAUCUUCGGCGGGUUGUUUGGCGGGGCAAAGUCAGAGACCGCAGUAAUUGAUGCAGAGGAAAUUCCGCAAGUUGAAAAUGGCGCUCUUCAAGACGAUGAAGAUGAGAUAGUGCUUGUUGAAACUGUGCAACCAAAUGGGAGUACGGCCCAAAUCGUGUACAGAAAUGGAGGGCUCGUUGACGCAGUGGCAGUAGACGGAUUGUGUGCCAAGGUUAGUGCGCCGCUUUGUGGCUCAUAG
Molecule: messenger RNA, 408 nt
Organism: Ostreobium quekettii
Lineage: Eukaryota; Viridiplantae; Chlorophyta; Ulvophyceae; Bryopsidales; Ostreobiaceae
Source: the annotation of a GenBank genome assembly